This is a messenger RNA of Aspergillus aculeatinus CBS 121060, 7474 nucleotides long. RefSeq names its product type I polyketide synthase. Gene Ontology annotation, molecular function: fatty acid synthase activity; phosphopantetheine binding; zinc ion binding. Gene Ontology annotation, biological process: secondary metabolite biosynthetic process; fatty acid biosynthetic process. The record is from RefSeq and is a predicted model, not a curated record. Lineage: Eukaryota; Fungi; Ascomycota; Eurotiomycetes; Eurotiales; Aspergillaceae. The coding region runs from base 258 to 7403 and encodes 2381 amino acids. The transcript is spliced from 10 exons.
AUUUCGGCCCCCUCAUCUUGGCUAUCGCCGCUGGCCUCAUGCUAACGAGUCAUGGCUGGAACGAAAAGUACGGUGGGUUCGGGACGGCACAUCACAUAGAUACCCCUGGCCCCCGCGCGCUCUGAUCAAAAGGAUCGAUUAGAAGGGGAGGAAGCUUUGCGCACGUCCCCUACACCUUUUACUUUUUUCUUUUUUUCACCUUCCCACAGAAAGGUGCAUGUACUGUGUACUGUACCUAGCAGCCAUCACGAUCUACAAUGGAGCACCCAGAAUUGACUCCUGCGCGCCAAUGUGAACCAGUCGCCAUCGUGGGCAUAGGAUGCCGCUUACCAGGACAAGCGUCCUCGCCAUCCAAAUUAUGGGAGCUGCUCGUGCGGAACGAGACGGGCCACGGCCCCGUCCCACGCGAGCGCUACAACGCCGCGGCGUAUUACCACCCGGACGCCGAACGGCCCGGGAGCAUCAACUCGACGGGGGGGUACUUCAUCCAGGAAGAUAUCCGAGCGUUCGAGAACGCCUUCUUCGGCAUCAACAACCUCGAAGCCACGUCCAUGGACGCCCAGCAGCGGAAGCUCCUCGAGGUGACCUACGAGGCGUUCGAGAACGCCGGCAUGCCCUUGGAGAGGGUCCAGGGCUCCAAGACCGGCGUCUACGUGGGCAACUUCACCAACGACUUCCUGAACAUGCAGUACAAAGACCCCGAGUACUUCUCCCGGUACAGUGCCACCGGGUCGGGCCUGACCGUGCUGGCGAAUCGCAUUACCCACUGCUUCGACCUGCGCGGCCCGUCGCAUGUGGUGGACACGGCGUGCUCGUCCUCCUUGUAUGCCCUGCAUUCGGCAUGUCUGGCCCUGGAGGCCCGCGACUGUGACGCGGCCGUGGUGGCGGCCGCAAACCUUAUCCAGUCGCCGGAGCAGCAGAUGGUUGCCGUGAAAGCCGGCAUCCUGUCGCCAGACUCCAUGUGUCAUACCUUUGACGAAUCGGCCAACGGCUACGGUCGAGCUGAGGGGGUGUCGGCCGUCUAUCUGAAGCGGCUCAGUGAUGCCCUAAGAGAUGGAGAUCCCAUUCGCUCCAUUAUUCGAGGAACCUCGGUCAAUGGGAAUGGUCGGACACCAGGCAUUGUCCAGCCCAGCGUGGAAGGGCAAAAGGCCGUCAUUCGGGCAGCGUAUCGUCGGGCAGGUCUGGAUCCAGGAGACACGGACUACGUCGAGGCGCAUGGAACCGGCACCAAGGUCGGGGAUCCUAUUGAGGUCGAGGCCAUAUCCGGGGUCUUUCAUCAUCACACGGGACGGCCGACGCUCGUUGGGGGCAUCAAGCCGAAUCUGGGUCACAGCGAAGGAGCGAGCGGUAUCUCGAGCCUGAUCAAAGUCACUCUUGCGCUCGAGAAUCAGUUGCUCCCUGCGACGGUCGGGGUGAAGGCUAUCAACCCCAGCAUUCGAACUAAGGAAUGGAACGUCGAUAUUGUUACUGCCAACAAAGCAUGGCCGGUAUCCCGCGUCCCGCGAGCCUCGGUCAAUUCUUUUGGUUUUGGAGGCUCAAACAGCCACGCGAUUCUGGAAGCAGUACCGAGGGACCAACGGACCAGCGCCGCUGGGAAUUCGCCGAUAGAGGGGCAUACAGAGGACAGGCUCUAUCUCUUACCUCUUUCGGCUCGGUCUGAGACCUCUCUUCGACAGAUGGCCAGUAACUUGGCUGAUUUCGCUGCUGCUCAGUCGGGCCAUCCUAUUCAAAUCAAUGAUCUGGCUUUCACACUAAGCUGCCGUCGCUCCAGGAUGGCGGCUCGUGGCUUUCUCAUCGAAUCCCAAGCGAGUCUAAACAAAGGAGUCAAUGUGGCGAACCUGAAAUUGCGAGAGUCGGCCAGCGAAGGCGCACCAUUGCCGUUGGUCUUCGUUUACACCGGGCAGGGCGCACAAUGGACUGGAAUGGGGAAGGGGCUUCUGAGCCAGAACAGCGUGUUUAGAAAGACUAUCGGUUAUCUUGAUUCGUGCCUCCAAGCUCUUGAUCCUUCAGAUGCGCCCGCCUGGACGCUGGAGGACCUUUUGCGCGGUGACCAAAUGUGCGAUACGAGCGCCGCGGACAUUUCACAGCCCCUGUGCACGGCGGUGCAAAUUGCAUUAACGAAUCUUCUCAAAGACUGGGGUGCUCUACCAGAGAUGGUAGUGGGUCACUCCUCCGGCGAAAUCGGAGCGGCGUAUGCGGCCGGGGCGAUCGAUGCCCGGCAAGCCAUCCUUGCAUCGUAUUUCCGCGGAGCUGCUGUCGCCGACGAUCCCACCGAGGGCUCCAUGGCUGCCGUGGGACUUGGGAAAGAUCAGGCCGCGGCGAUCAUCGAGGAAUAUGCGUUGAGAGACUCUGUAACUGUCGCAUGUGCAAACUCGCCGGAGAGCAUCACCGUAAGUGGGGAUACAGUGGCCGUGGAUUCUCUACUCAAGGUGUUCCAAGAGAGAGGCAUCUGGGCUCGAAAAUUGAAGACUGGAGGCAAAGCAUAUCAUUCGCACCAUAUGAAAGCUCUGGGUCCGAGAUAUGAGGCCUCACUCCAGCGCUAUUGGGAUAAGGCCACUAAUGGCCACAGUAACGGGCUCGUUACUGGAGACGUUGAUGGUCCGGCAACAUCAGUGGUCAUGAUGUCCACCGUGACUGGUCGGCCGGUAACCACAAGUCAAGUCGGGACGCCCACCUACUGGCGUACAAAUCUCGAAUCUCCGGUGCGAUUCGAUGAAGCCAUCAAGACCAUCUUGGCGAAGACGAGCUAUCAUCUGGUAGAACUGGGUCCGCACUCGGCGUUACAACUCCCCAUCAAGCAGACUGCCUCCACCCUCGAACAAUGUCGCUAUUUUUAUGAUUCCGCUCUCAUCCGUCACCAAGAUGCGUCGUUGACCAUCCUUCAAGUUGCCGGCUCACUAUUCUUGCACGGGCACGAUGAGCUUCGAUACCGUAAGAUGCUUGCCGAUGGAUCUCGGCCGCAUGUCUUGGUUGAUUUGCCUCCUUAUCCUUGGGAUUAUAGUGCUCCCACACUGUGGUCUGAGCCUCGCGCUAGUAUCGAGUUCCGCCACCGCAAAUAUCCACGGCACGAUCUCCUCGGAUCCCCACUGGUGGGAGGGAGCACCGCAGGGGUGACGUGGCGAAACAUAUUGAACCUGACGGAGAUCGAAUGGCUCACGCAUCACUGUCUGGGCCCGUCAGUGGUCUUCCCUGCCGCGGCAUAUAUUGCAAUGGCCGUGGAGGCGAUGUGCCAGGUUGCAGGUCUGCAGCUGGAAGAUUGUCCGGGUGUAGAGCUUCGUGAUCUGAACUUCAUCAAGGCUCUCGAUAUGGACCCGGAGAGAAAGUCAACGGUGGAGAUCUUCACCGAGAUGCAGUCGAUGAGCAUUUCCAGCCUGACAAGCUCUGACAAAUGGUGGAGAUUCCGUGUGCUCUCGAUUGACAGUGAUUCCCAGUCGACCUUGCACAUGAACGCGGCCGUUCGCCUAGCGGAAAAAGCCUCACCGCGGAUUACUCGAAACAUCAAGCUCGACAGGUCAAACAUGCAACAAGAUGCGGUCCGUGUCUGGUAUGACAAGUUCACUCGAGAAGGGCUCAACUGGGGUCCCCAGUUCGCGGUCAUGGAGGAGGUUUUCCGAGACCGUGCGCGCGCGGCUCACGUAGCAGCUGCCACCACACAUCUCCAGCGUGGUGAACCCUUCGGUCAAUACAUCGCCCAUCCAAUCUCCAUUGAUGCGAUGCUGCAGACGGCUUUUGUUGCAACCACUGCUGGCUGGGUGAGCAAGCUCCGAGCGACGGUUCCGGUUGCGAUGGACUCGGUCUACAUAGCAGCUCCGUCGGCCCUCGACAUGGAUACCGACAAACCGUGGUGCAUUGACACCAAGUCAGAGAGUGUAGGGUUUGGAACGGUGAAAAUCGAUGCGGAGCUGUUCAACUCGUCUGGCCAGGUCUUGGUCAGAAUGAGCCAAGCUCGUUGUAUCGCCUACCAAGGGAACAAACACACGGAAACCCCUGAGCAACGCAAUCCACUCGUGCGAGCGGCAUGGAAGCCCGCGCUCUCGGCGCUAACUAGCCGGGGCCUUGACGAGUACCUGAACCGAUUCGCACAGAGCUACAGGUCUAGGGAAUUGCCUGAUGAGAGCGUGCUGCGCCUGGCCGGUGCCUUGGAUUUGGCCUGUCACCAGCGCUGUAACAGCAAUAUCCUCGAACUCGGCGACCAAAGCCAAAUAGCAGAAGCUGUUCGUGGGCUUCUACGAGUUGACUCCUCUUUCAGGAGGUAUAACACCUACUAUCGUGGGGUCCUUGCAGACGGUGAUCUGGUAGGUGGGGAGGUUUUUUCAGUGACUGCAGACGAGCAGAACUCAGAGUGCCCAGGGAGGAUCCCCCAGGACAAGAAGUUUGAUAUAGUCCUUGUCCCCUCGGUUGAUUGCUGGACGCCGGCUCUUUCUAGCAGACUUACACCAGGAGCAACUGUCAUCGCGGUAGGGGAUGCACCGCCCAGUGACGCUAUCACUUGGACGAAUGUCAUCAAAGAAGCAACUCCCUCCCUUGUCACAGUUGCGACUUUCGGCAGCCUUGCUAGGAAGGCAAAGGCGGAUAAACCCCCGACAAUCGUGGUGACCCGAGAUGACAAGAUUACACCCCUAGAUCUACAGCUUCAAAAGACCCUACAAGGACAUUUCGGAACUGUCGUCGACAUCAUUGGCUUGUCCCAGGUCAGCCCCGCGACCGUUCCGGACCGUUCAUUCGUCGUAUCCACUCUAGAGCAGCAGCAGCCUCUGCUGACCACGAUCAACGAGCAUGAACUGGCACAGCUCCAGAGUAUUACCGAUCGCGUAGCGAAGAUUGUAUGGAUUGUCAAUGGCGGUUUCAUUGGGGGAGAAAAGCCCGAUUUUGCGCCCGUUUUGGGACUCUCCCGUGCGCUCAUGCUCGAGCAGCCUUCACUCCAAUUCGCGGUUCUCGACAUGGGCGACGAGACAUCAUCGACCUCAUCAUCUGCUGCUGCUUCUGCUGACACUCUGCGGAAUGUUGUUCAUGUGCUGGACCGACUGAUCCACGACCCGGAACCGGACUUCGAAUUCGCGCAACGGGACGGCGUCCUCCAUAUCUCUCGCUGGGAGCCAGACGAGCGCCUCAACGAGACCUUCCGUCUCAAACAGAACAGGGACACCGUUGACCUCUCUCUAUCAACCGCUCGAGGCUGCAAAUUGGGUAUCAAGGACCCGGGGCAAAUGGACACGAUCCACUUUGUGCAGGAGGAGCAUCAUCCAACGGCCUUGCAUCCGGACUAUGUGGAAAUCAGCGUGAAAAGCGUCGGUAUGAACGCUAAGGAUCUGUAUGCUAUCAGCGCCAAGGUCGACACCAAAGAUGCAUCGUGUUCGUGCGAAUGUGCCGGUGUUGUUACCGCGGUAGGCGGCAAUGUUUCCGAGUUCAAGACCGGGGAUCGUGUCGUUGCAAUGGCCCCCGGCCAUUUUGCAACCGUCGAGCGCUUCCCACAUUGGGCCGUGUCGAAAUUGCGCGAGGAGGAGGAUUUCACGACGACCUCCACGAUUCCGAUUGUUUUCUCAACGGUCAUUUAUGGAUUGAAGUACCGGGCGCAUUUGCAGCCGGGAGAGACUGUUCUCAUUCAUUCCGCUGCCGGAGGAGUUGGACUUGCGGCUAUCCAAUAUGCGAAACACCUCGGAGCAAAGAUUUUCGCCACUGUCGGGAAUGAGUCCAAGAAGUCAUUCCUGGUUGAGAAGUACGGUCUGGAUCCCGCGCAUAUUUUCAGCUCGCGCAAUUCCUCCUUCCUGCCUGCCAUUAUGGAAGCGACGUCUGGUCAGGGAGUUGACGUGGUCUUGAACUCGCUCACCGGGGAUCUCCUGCGCAGCAGCUUCGAAGCCUGUGCCGACUUUGGCCGCUUCGUCGAAAUCGGGAAACGUGACAUCCUCGACCAUGGGGUCCUGGACAUGUCCACAUUCGGCUGCAACGUCUCCUUCAUGGCCUUCGACCUGUCCAACCUCUAUCUCUCCACCAAGUCCGCCCAUCAUCAACUCUGGAAAGCCCUCCUGACGGAGAGUCUGGAUCUGGUGCGUUCCAAGAUCUGCGAACCUUGUUUGCCGAUCAAGACCUUUGAUGCGUCGGAUAUCACCGACGCGUUCAGGCACUUCUCGCUGGGCACGCGACUGGGCAAGGUGACCGUGUCGUUCCAGGACCCGAACACCGAGAUCAAGGUGAUUCCGUCCAAGUAUGAAACAGCCUUCAGUGCCCACAAGUGCUACCUCAUGAUCGGGUGCCUGGGCGGGCUCGGUCGCAGUCUGUCCAAGUGGAUGAUAUCGUGCGGGGCGCGCCGCUUCAUCUUCAUGGGUCGAUCCGGUACCGACAAGCCCGAGGCGCAGAACAUGGUCGACGAUCUCCGGGCCCAAGGAGCCCACGUCACCGUGAUCCGGGGCGAUGUGUGCCGGUACGAGGAUGUCGAACGCGCCGUCGCAGCCGCGGCAGACUGUCCCAUCGGGGGCGUCAUCCAGGCCGCCAUGGCGCUCAGCGAGGCUCUCUGGAGUGAAAUGUCGCACCGUGCAUGGCACACGACCCUGGGGCCCAAAGUGCAGGGCACAUGGAAUCUUCACCAUGCGUUGUCGCGAAGCCACCCCCAGCUGGACUUUUUCGUCAUGACCUCCUCCAUCUCCGGCACCGUGGGCACGGCGACCGAAAGCAACUACUGCGCGGCCAAUGCCUUCCUAGACGCGUUCGCGCGUUACCGCAACCACCUCGGACUACCGGCCAUCUCGAUCGGCUACGGCAUGAUCUCGGAAGUCGGGUACCUGCACGAACACCCAGACAUUGAGGCCCUGAUGAAGCGCAAGGGCAUCCACCCCAUCAACGAAGACGAGCUCCUCCAGAUCAUGAACCUGGCGCUCGUGAAUCAAGGGCCCCCAACGUGGGACUCCCGCUACGACCAUCUGGCAGGCAGCCACCUCCUCACUGGAGUCGAGUUCAUCGGUCUGCACGAGCAGCGCGACCGAGGCUUCGAGGGCGACAACCACGUCUUCGCCGAUCCACGAGCGGCACUAUUCACGGCAUCCUUCGCCCGUCGCCGCGCCGCGGGCGAGUCACAGCACAGCACCGUUGCGGCGCAGCAUCUCCCCGCGGACAUCGCGCGCGCAAUGCUGCUCCGCGACCAGCAGGAUCCCAAGUCGAUGCUCCCUGCCCUGCGCGCGGUGGUGUCGAAGAAGAUCUCCAACCUCAUCCUCCUCCCGGAGACGGAAUUGGAUCCAGAUCGCCCCCUGGGCGACUUUGGGUUGGACUCGAUGCUGGCGGCCGAGUUUCGGACGUUUGUGUUCCGGACCUUCGAGGUCGACGUCCCCUUCGUUGUUCUGUUGCAGAGGAAUACGACGGUUAACCUGCUGGCUGAGUUGAUUGCUCAGGGUUUGCUGCAGGCGGGUGCUUAGGUGCUGGGCUUGGUUGUGGUAGUCGUUUGGUAGAGGAUAGGGAUGACGUUGUGCAUCAUAAUCAUAGCAAU